AUGAGGGGUGGGGUACACGACAUCAGCACAGUGUCGGUAAACAGUGGGGCUGAGUCCCUCCCCACUCGCAGUUCUCCCCUGCCACCACGUGGGAGGACCUCCAGCGGGGAAACGAACGAGGCUAGCAAAAAUGAUAGUGAUGGAGGCGGCAGUGGGAGCAUGGAAAGGAGUAGCAUCUCGAAUGAAGAAAUGAAUGGGGCGGUUCACAUAUCGGAGAACAGCACAACCAACUUAGAUAAGGUAAACAAGUUGAUUAGCAAAGGUCAGAAAUAUGAUCAACACAUUUGUUCCUGCGAUAACUCUAUUGCUGCGUUAGAAAGGUCAAUAAAUAGUUCGCUCCAGAAGUUGAGACAGAUGAAUCGCCCGCGAUGGCGCCAUGGACCCAGUGGGCCCAAUGCGUACGGUGCCAGUAUACAAGGGGAACCACGGAAGGGGGCCCAAGUGGUACAGAGAAACAGGGAGGAUGAAGGCACUCAGAGUGGAAAUCCUCAUUGCGCUAAGGAAAUCACGCAGACGUAUCAUUUGCCAAAAAAAAUAAACAGAGGGAAAAAGAAAAAAGAAGUUCAUGAUUCAGCAUUGGAAGUACAAUCAGUUAUUCGAAAUAUAGAGAAAGCAAUAAAAAACGGAGAAAUGAUACAACAUAUGAACAAGUCUUUUUUGCAACAAAGCGAUGAGGAAGGGGUAAAUGAGGGAGGGCACCCAACAAGACGUACGCACGUGCUGACGUCAAGGAGGCGAUAUGAAACGGUUAACAAACUGAAGGAACGUUCCAACCGUAAGGGAGGCAAAUAUACUGCGAGGCAAGCGGAAUGGCAUCCUGCAGAAGAACAAAACGAUCAAAGCAGUCAUCGCAUUAAUUACAACAUGCAAGUCGUUAUGGAGAAAAACAACUGUAAAGUUGGGAUACCAUCAAAUGGGGAAUUACGAACCGAAAAUAAUUUUCACCCAACAUGCGGGGCGUUAAGCAAGAUGAACUGGACACUUGAACACAAUCGAAUGGAAUACCCUGUUCAAGGGGAUGAACUUAUCGAACCGUCCAUGAUGUCACUUCGACCUUUACCCCCCAUCAGUCCGCAGUCUGCAUACGAAUGGGACGACUAUCACCGUGUGGGAAGUUACGCCACUCCGUCGCUGACUCCACACGAUGCUUGUACCGUUUCGCAAAAAAGGGGAGAGAUGUAUACAACGGGGCCCCCCUCCUCCUGGGGGGGGAGAAACUACACUCACAUGGCACAAAAAAAAUGGGUGAAUGGAAAUGACCAAAUGAGGACACACUUGGCAAGAAUGGAGUUUCCUACCGGAGUUCCCACCAAUGUUGCAUAUACUCACUCGUACUCCAUGCAAGAAGAAGAAAAUUUUCUCUUUCGCUCUAUAAAUGGAAGAGGUCCAAAAGGGAGUGAAAUGGAAAACCUCCUGGAUACAGGCGCUGGGAUUUUCUCCCAAGCGUCAGAUUGCAACUGGAGAGGAGUUACAACAGAAGUCAUACACACAAGGGGCAUCAACCUUCUCAGUGACUUCGCACCGAGUGGACUACCCAACCCAUUGCAGCAGGCACAACUUUCAUCACAAUAUGGCUGCGUUCUAAAAAAGAAAAAAACUGGAGAAGGGGAAAUAACACCACAUGAUGAUCAUGGAGAUGUGCACACGGACGAAAGGAAAAGUAUUCAUUCGAAAAUGAAAAAAAUUUCAAGUGAAAAAAAUGGAACCACUAACGAGUUAGAAACUAUUCACAAGUUGGUGGAGGAUAUGCAGAACUUGCAGCUCGUUAUUAAAGAAUUAACCGGUACAAUGGUCAAUAGUGCUCACAAAGGGGUAAGGAACCAUGGGGAUCCAAACACAAUUGAACAGGUCUACCCCCAAGGAGGGCCAAACAAAGAUAAUACAAUGCAUGAUGGGAAUGACUCAAAUAGAAAUUUGUGCUCUGUCGACGUGGAAAAAUACGAAGAGAAAAUUGCCAACCUUGUACAUGAACUAAUGAACACUAAACUGCUGUUGGCACAAAGUGAAACAAAGCGCGAGGAGGAUAUUAACGAGAUGAAUCGGCGGUCCGCCAGUUAA
Messenger RNA from Plasmodium knowlesi strain H, 2058 nucleotides. RefSeq lists its product as uncharacterized. The coding region runs from base 1 to 2058 and encodes 685 amino acids. The record is from RefSeq and is a predicted model, not a curated record. Lineage: Eukaryota; Apicomplexa; Aconoidasida; Haemosporida; Plasmodiidae. The transcript has a single exon.